AUGCCGUCUUACAUUACAUCAAUUACUGCUGCGCAACGUCUGGAUUCAAGAGGCAAUCCGACUGUUCAGGUCACACUUACUACUGACAAAGGUACAUUCCGAGGUCUUGUGCCGUCUGGUGCAAGUACCGGCAUCCACGAAGCCCUUGAGCUUCGAGACACAGAAUCCGCUGCGUAUGGAGGCAAAGGCGUCCAACAAGCCGUUUUGAGUGUUAAAUCCACGAUUGCACCAGCACUCAUAGCGAAGAGAUUCAGUGUCGAGACACAGCAAAAGGAAAUUGACGCCUUUCUCUGCGAGUUAGAUGGCACGAAAGGCAAGAAACGACUGGGUGCAAAUGCUAUUCUCGGCGUCAGUAUGGCAUGUGCUAGAGCUGGAGCCGCUGCAGCUGGAAUUCCACUCUACGAGUUCCUCCGACAAGAAGCUGGAGCUCCGAAAGCUCCCUAUGUGUUGCCUGUUCCAUUCUUCAAUGUCUUGAAUGGAGGUGUGCAUUCUGGGAACACGAUGGCUUUCCAAGAGAUUAUGCUUGCGCCUGUUGGAGCAACCAGUAUGGCUGAGGCUAUUCAAAUGGGUGCAGAGACGUAUCAACAUCUGAAGAAGGUUAUAACAAAGAAGUUUGGUGCUUCUGCUACCAGCAUCGGCGACGAAGGAGGAUUUGCUCCUCCUAUUUCUCAACCCCACGAAGCACUUGAUCUCCUGGUCGAGGCUGUAGCAGCAGCUGGAUAUACCGGUCGUAUCAAGUUCGCCAUGGACCCUGCUUCAUCAGAGUUCUUCCACGAUGGCAUCUACGACCUGGGAAUUAAAGACAAAGUCUCUCCUAAAUUGACCCCACCUGAACUCUCGGACCUGUAUAGGGAGUUGAUUGCAAAGUAUCCGAUUGUGUUACUAGAAGAUCCUUUUGCGGAGGAUGAUUGGGAGACUUGGAGUAAAUUUAUGGCGAAGGGGAGGGAGGUAGAUGAUGGUGUGGAGAGAAUGCCGGAGAUCGUUGGAGAUGAUCUGACCGUUACGAACGUGGAGAGGGUCAGGGAGGCGAAAGAGAAGGAGGCGUGUAAUGGAUUGUUGUUGAAGAUCAACCAAAUCGGCACCAUUACGGAGGCUAUCGCUGCUGCGAAUCUGGCAUUCAGCUACGGAUGGGGAGUCUUUGUCUCGCAUCGUUCUGGUGAGACAACCGAUGACUUUAUCGCAGAUUUGACAGUCGGUCUUAGAACCGGUCAUCUGAAGACCGGUGCGCCAGCGAGAGGAGAGAGAGUUGUGAAGUACAAUCGUCUCAUGGAUAUCGAAGACGAGAUUAGAGCGAGUGGCGAGGAAAUGAAGUUUGCUGGGAAGGAAUUUAGAACCACGCAUGGGAAAAUGGCAGAUCCGAAGAUGCCGUUCAAUGUCUAUGGAUACUAG
Messenger RNA from Mollisia scopiformis, 1389 nucleotides. RefSeq names its product enolase. The transcript is spliced from 5 exons. Lineage: Eukaryota; Fungi; Ascomycota; Leotiomycetes; Helotiales; Mollisiaceae. Gene Ontology annotation, molecular function: phosphopyruvate hydratase activity; magnesium ion binding. Gene Ontology annotation, cellular component: phosphopyruvate hydratase complex. Bases 1 to 1389 code for a protein of 462 amino acids. Gene Ontology annotation, biological process: glycolytic process. The record is from RefSeq and is a predicted model, not a curated record.